AAUAUUGGUUGAUUUAUCCUGAUACAGUAGAACUUAAAAUCGUUCUGUAUUAAAGUAUGUAGUUGAUUCUGUGACCCAAGCAUUGAUGCCGACAGAGUGGUAAAAGAUACCUAGCACACAUCAUCUGCUACAUUGUUGCCAGAACAAGGCAAUGUAGACUUCGUCCUUAUUGAGGUCUUUCGGUGAUCAUUACAUACCUAGGUAUCCUUGGUUUAUAAUAGGUAAGACGAGCCUCUAACUGUAGAUAAUAUUAUUAGAGGUAUGGGUAUAAGAAUUGUUAAAUGUUUACAUGUUAAUGAAUGACAAAGAGACGAUGAUGAUGUGAAUUUAAAGAUGAAUUAAUUGGGGCGAUAUUCCCGACUAGUCUAGAUCCAAAUAAAAACGUUUGGUCAUGGCGCCAACCAAUGUGCGAGUCUGAUAGCAGAGCGAGCGCUAUAUUGCUGCUGAUUGUUGACGUUAGCGUGAAAUACCAAAAUCACAAAACCAAAUGAUAAUAGGAUUGACUGUUCAAAAUUACCGCCAAAUGAAUUUUCCCAGUGGUCAGCUUUGUCUGUAGCAACAGUAUCGAUCGGAACACGCCCCAUUGCUGCGGUGCUAUGGCGGCCGCGCGGUCCCAGUAAUACUGCACGAGUAAUGUAACGUGACGGUUCAAACCGUUUUUGUUAUGAGUUGAUUUACAAAACGUAUCUAAACACGGUAAGGGCGCAGUAAGCCGAGGACCAAGUGGCGCACUCUCGUGAGAGAUGUAUGAACAGAUAAAUCUGAGAACUACGAUACAAUAUGGUUGUUUCAAUACAGCAUCAUACAUCGAUGCCUCGCUAGAAAUUAAACACGAAGUUUGUUCCGUGGCGCGGCAAUGUACAGCAAAUACGAGUCGAGUCCGAUAGUUUCGCGUUUUGUUGCGGUCGGUAGUGCGGGGAGCAGGGUCGCAGAGCUAGUGCGGCCUCGCGGCCCUCUCUUCGCCGCAACGCAAAUCGUUGAAAUCAAAACUUUCACGCUACGAGAGCGCUACGAAGUUUUACUGCUACGAACUUCCUGCUACGCCGAUCGUAGCGCGCCGCACUCAAAACUUUGUUCCGAAAGCUUUUUUAUUUGUCACUUUCUGUUAUCAGCAGCUUCAAAACUUGAGUUCUUUAUGUACGGGAGUUAGGAUUCACAAUUCUAUACUCGCGACCAUACAGGCAAGUGUGUCAACUCAGUCUCGUACAAGUUAACUUCAUAUCUCUUGGUAUUUAUUUCAUGUUUCUGUUUGGAAACUAUUGUCUUAAAACCACGAAUGACGAAAAAAAUAGCAAUUGCAAUAAUACAAAGUAUAUACUUGAUUAAAAAUCCAAAUAAAGAGCAAUCAUGAUGAUAGGUGAUUGGAGCUAAUUGCGAUUAUGAAGGUAAGUUGAAGCUUAAAAUAGUAUCGGCGAGUUGAUAAAGAUGUGAAAAACAUGGGUAUUUCCACGGAGCAGCGGGUAGAUAGGAGGCAUUGUGCCUGGCGAGCGGCAAACUCGGUUCGGUUUUGUUGUUCGUGGAAGCGAGUCGCAGGUGGGCGCUGCGCUGCCGAACGCCGCCGAGCCGUGCCGAGCGGGGCCGAGCGUCGCGCUCCGAGGCCAAACGACGUAUCCGCCAGCGGUCGGCCGCCGCUCGCCUCAGUCUGCGCUCGGCCUCCACUCUGACUGCUUGUGACAGUGACGCCGUGCUGUGACACAUUUGACAGUUGUUAUCGUGUUCGUGUGAUGUUUUCGUAUCGGAACUAUGGUGUAUCCCCAUGAAAAUGUGGAGUGAUUUCCAGGGCUCGGGCGGCGGGUGCGGCGCCAAGCGGCGCGCCGGCUCCCCGUGCGAGGGCGGCGGCAAGGUCGCACGCUGGGAAGAUUCGAUAGCGCGGCUAGAGGCCGUGGCCGCCGGCGCUGGCGGCGGAGACUGCUGGCGGACGGAGGAGGAGGAGAGGCGCGCGUGCCGCCGGCGCUGGUGCGGCGGCUGGUGCGGCGCGCACGACACCAUCCGCGCCGAGAACGGCAAGUCCUACCUGGAGCUCGGCGGCGCCGCGGCGCGCGCCUGCUGCGACGGCCGCGCAGCCGGCCGCUGCGCCUCCAGGCGCUGCUACCGCGAGAGGCGGUUCAAGAUGAUGAAUCUGUGCGCGCUGAAGCUCGCGCGCCUGCGCCAGACCGCCGAUCCUUCUCUGCGGCGGUCGGUGCUGGUAUGCAACACGCUGCGCGGCAUCGAGCGCGAAAUGGAGCGCGAGAAUGCCGAGGAGGCGCCAUUCGAGCCCGGUGCAUGCGUCGGCGCCGCCGGCGGGGUGGCGCGGUGCGAGCUGCUGGGCGCGCGCGAUCCCGCGGCGGGCCGCGCGACGCCUUUUCCCGCGCCACCGCCACCGGACCGGGACUCGGGCUACGGCGACGAGGAGCAACGUACCAUCGACUGGGGCUCGGUGCUGAGUCUGUCGUCGCGGUCGGCGCUCGACCCGGCCGAGGACGCGUGGCCCGACGACUGGGGCUGGAGCGAGGACAGUUUCGUGCGGCUGCUGGUGCCGACGAGUUAGUGCACGGCGCGCGGGCAGGAGUCGCCCGCGCCGCAUUGAGCGCCUGUGAUACGGCCCGCGGUCGCGCGAGGUGAGGGCGGCGCCGCGCGGCCGCGCGGCUCAUCUAGUCGGAGGCGCCGCGCCGCCCGGCGCCCGGCUCUCCCUGAAGCGACGCCGAGGCGACGCGACGCGUACACGCAGUCAGUAGUUAGUAUUAUGUAAUUGCUAAAGGGAAGGUGCUAGCUUCGGACGUGACGCAGGACUUAUACGCGAGCCGAGUUAUUUUUGAUAGUUUUAUUUUCUUUAAGUGAAUUCCAAACCGAAACUGAAGUGACUUAGCUAAUGACGUUAUUAUCGUUUAAAUUAAAACUCGGGUGUUUGAAAUUUUGUUGAAAUUAUUAUGUAAUUAAUUAGGUAAAAUGCUAUAUUUAUUAUUUCGUUGAAACAGAAAAGUGAUAGUUUGAAAUUAUUUCUGUCUUGAUAUUUUCCUUUUGAUGUCUCCGAACAACGAUGUUAAUUUGAUUUUGAUCGGAUUAUGUUUUGUGACUGAAAUCUUCCUGUAUAUGUGCUCGUAUUUUCUCAACAAAACUGCCUUUAGUUUCGUUCGUCGCGAUUUAAAUGAAAAUGAGCACAUAUACAGCAAAUGGAUUUCGCAAACCACGUGAAAACAAUUAAACUAUGUGUGGACAUGUGCCGAUCAAUCGAAUAAGCGCGCGGGUAUUGUGAGCGGCCGGCGCCAGUCGCGUCGAUAGCUGCAGUUUGAAAUGGCUCUGUUAGCGAACAAAUUGUAACUAGUACCUAAGUACCGAGUACUUAACGUAAGUGAUGAACUUUCAUUAGUGAAGCCAGGCGACACGGCGCGGAAGCGCGGGUGGCGCGUACCCCCGUGCGACUUGCCUCUGGCCGUCAAUUAAACAAGCCUUGCCAGCUGACACGAUGAAAUUUCACCAGUGUCGACCCUCGACACCCAACAGAUAUGCAUUUGAACAAUUGGAAUUUGUAAAAAAUACGACUGACUCGUGGCAGGUACUUAAACUAUUCUUACAUUGGAAUUGAGUGAUCUGUCCAUAACCACCGGGCGGCUUCUGACAACGCGAUCUAAUUCUUAAAAAUAGAUUAAGAUUUCUUUCUAACUAGACAUAAAUACAUAAAAAUUGCGGUAUAUUUUCUCGCUAUAUUUUAUUUUUUACGUGAAUACUAACAGUGAAGUUCCUAAUACGUAAUAAAAUAACAUUAGAGGAGGUGUAAUUUAUUUUCGCAUUCAAUUCUAGUUUUGUACCGAAGCGUUAGUCAGAAGUUAUCCGGUGGUGACCAUUAGAAUGUUUCAUAACUCAAAACACGGACAAUGGUAAUCAUUGAGACUUGACACAGCUGAUCCACUGAACAUUGUACCGAUGACAACCCGUCGUUCCUAAAUGGAGAGAGGCAACGACUACGGCGCUGUUGGAACAGAUAUGAUGAAAUAAAUUUUAUUUUCGAUAAUAUUCUCUCAUUAGUAACAUCGGGUUGUGAGACACGCGCAGCACCUAGGAAUGCUUUGAUAUCCGCCGCCUCUAGCACCCGCGCCCGGGGCCGACGCGCUAAUAUGGAUCUAUAAUAAUGUUGUGUUUACAAAUUGACUGAAUUAAUUAGUUGUACAUUGUUUUGGUAUAAUGCAUAUUAGCGACCCGGCGGCGGCGGAGGUCCGCGCGAUACAUGGAAUUGGGACUGCAUGGACCAAACAUACCUAGCACGACAUUUUAAUAGAGCAAAGUACAAAUUUCAAUAAUAAGAUGCAUUAGUGCUCCGGCGCAUGUUUGUCCACCGUUGUCAAUUACUCAAAUAUUUGAAUUGUGAUUCGGUAGCUAAUGAGAGAAAACUCUAUGUUCUUAAAUGUAGUGUACAUAUUAUAUACGGAGAUGGGCAUUAUGGCGCGGUGAGUCGCAGCCGUUGUAAAUAUAUGAUGUAAUGUAUUAAUUUUAUCGAUAUCGAUGUGAAAUGUCGCGUAGCAGCUCCGAGGCGGGCGGCGGCUCCGGGUCGGCCCCGGGCGGCCCCGGGCGGCCCCGGACGGCUCCGGACGGCCGCCCGCUCGUCACCGUGUUGUAUGAUACGACUCUAUUCUGUCCAAACACUCGUGCGGCGCCCGCACUGCGCUCGGCCGGCGCUCUACGUCGACUCAGUGCGGACCGGCACUCGUUUAUAUCUUACAUACUAAUGCAUUUUAAUAUAUAAGAUGUCACAAAAUUUUAUUGCCAGUACAGACCAAUAUACAUGAACAAUGUUUAGUUAUAAUUUUGGGUUCUAAACUCAUAAGUGAUGCACUGAGUAAACUGAAUGAUCAGCUCAAUCUAUUUUAUUUUAUGAUUUAUUUCUCGUAGCAUAUUUUUGUUCAAGAAGUCCGUAUGGUUGGUUGUGAUGGUUUACUUAAGUUAGUAAGUAAAGACUCUUCGGCGAACAGUUCUGUCUGAUGUAUACCUAAUUACAUUUCAAUAUAAUAUAUUUAUACUAACAUUUUUACGUCAUACCUUAUGGCUUGUGUUGCUGUGGCGCGAUGCACUUGGACGUGUGUGAAUUUAUUUAAUGGUACUUACAGUAAUUAGUGAAAUUUCUUCUAUUUUCUAAAAUUUCUUAUGAUAUAUGAAAGUCGAGUAUGGCGCAAGAGCAACACAAGACGUUCUGAAUGCUUGCAAUAUAAUGUACAAAAUCUGUCUCAUCCUGUCAUUUAUGAAAAAUCUGUCGUUCAACAUUCGUAUUGUCAGAUGGAAUGUUUUAUAGAGCUCAACACGUGUAUUUGUUUGUUGUAUCUAAUUUACCCCCAUUGUAAAAAAAUGUAUAGAGAUAAGUGAAGGGCACUAUGUUAAAUUUGUAUUUAAUACUCGUCAAUAUUCUUUGUUGUCAUUACGGGGCGUCGUGGCGGGUAUGCGCGCUGCGUGGAGCCCCUGACGGGGUGACCUCUAGCAAUAAUUGUUGUAACUGACAGUACCAGUAGAGCAGUAUCCUCGUCGCAUCCGUCUAAGUCGUUGCGGACGUUUCCAAGAAAUUUUCGCAACUGUUUCAUACGUAACUUUAUUACAUCUCGUAAGCGUGUUUCUCUUAGUGUUUUUCAUUGCCAUUGGUUACCAAAAAUGACAGGAUUUUUAUUGAAAUGAUUGUGAAUAUAUUAUAUAAAAAUACUCCCGUUAGGUAAUUGUGGAAUCAAUUUUGAACGUACUCGUUUUGCACAUCGAAUUGUUGAUACGUUCCUCAUGUUAGGAGUCGUUCGAAAUUGUUUCUUUAAUUAUCUAAUGUAACAUAAAAUUGUAAUAUAUUAUUGUUUAAGCUGUUGUGUCGAAAAUAACAAGAACAGGAAUAAUUUUGUGAAACAAUGGCACAAAGAAUGAAUAUAAAUAUUAUAUAUAUUAUAGAAACAGAAAUGUGGCUAUAAGAGCAAUUUUUAUAAUAAAUAUUUACUGUUGAAGAAU
Manduca sexta (tobacco hornworm) is the source of this 5946-nucleotide messenger RNA. RefSeq lists its product as uncharacterized. The record is from RefSeq and is a predicted model, not a curated record. Gene Ontology annotation, cellular component: nucleus. Lineage: Eukaryota; Metazoa; Arthropoda; Insecta; Lepidoptera; Sphingidae. Gene Ontology annotation, molecular function: transcription regulator activity. The transcript has 2 exons. The coding region runs from base 1757 to 2527 and encodes 256 amino acids.